Molecule: messenger RNA, 660 nt
Organism: Microthlaspi erraticum
Lineage: Eukaryota; Viridiplantae; Streptophyta; Magnoliopsida; Brassicales; Brassicaceae
Source: the annotation of a GenBank genome assembly
AUGGGGAUUACAAAGUCCGUCAACUCCAGCAACAGAGUUGCAUUUGCUCCAACUCCGAGCCUGUGCAUUUCACCGGUUAGGAGAAAGCAAACCCGUCUCUGCUCCGGUAAGGACUCGCUGUUCCUCUCCGUGAGCUUGAGUAAAGACAGAUCCGAGCGGGAAUGUAAGGAUGCAUCGACGGAAAACAAUGAAAUUCGCGGCACGGGAAAUGGAAAACGAAGAGUUUUCGGUGGAGUGAAGAGAAGCGGGACCAUGAACACACAGAAGCAUCUCUGGGCCGGUGCUGUCGCUGCCAUGGUUUCCAAAACUUUCUUAGCCCCACUUGAGAGACUAAAGCUGGAAUAUACAGUUCAUGAUGAACAGAGGAAUCUGUUGGUGGUUGCUCAAACAAUUGCGACCACGCAGGGGUUUAAAGGAUUCUGGAAAGGCAAUUUGCUCAGUGUUCUCCGAACAGCUCCUUUCAAAGCUGUAAAUUUUUGUGCAUACGAGUCCGUCAACUCCAAUGAAGGCGCCGGAGAUGCUCUUAUUGCAUUACUCGUAUCUGUCACAAGAUCUUUACUCUGGGAAGAAGAGGCCGAUCAAAUUUGUAGUGGGUUGUGGUACUGGAACGGGUUUAGGAGUUGCAGGUAUGUCUUAAGGGCUUCCAUGGGAGAUCAAUAA